AUGGGAAGAAGUUCAUUUUAUAGUCCGAAUGAGAAGAUUACUCUGGAAAUUUUGGAUUCGAACACAUUCUUGGCCGACGAAAAUCUUGGAUCCUAUACCCUUGACAUUGUCGGUUUUGUUAAACAAAAUGAUGAUGGAAUAUUUGAGAACGGCGUAUUCUCAGAAUUGGGUGAAGAUUCAGCUUCCCAAUGGCGGUGGCACGCAGCGAAAUUCUUCUCGACAUCUCUUAUUCUCGAAGACAAAUUUGUCUUCUCCCAGGCAACUGUCGACGAGCGCUUGCUUUACAUUCUCAUCAGCUGGCGAAGACCUGAUAAUGCGUUCAAGUUUUCCUAUGGUGGCCUUGCGCGGUUUUUCAAGAUUCUCUUCUGGAACUCUGGAAAGCUAUCGCGGAAAGUUCGGAACGACGGAUUAGCUCUCAGGUUUAUGACGUGGAGGACGCCGUACGCAACUUCAUCUUGCAGAGAUUCAACAUCAAUUUAUCUGAUAAACUCUUCAAACAAGUGUCAUUACGGGUACAUUCAUUACACGCAAAACCAUUACCAUCCGUAUUAUUCGCCACUUCUUGACAUACCAGACAACCUUGAUGACAAGAUAGCUGCUUUCUAUGGCUUUCAAAGUAUCACGGCGUUUACGGAACGAAAGUGCUUCAAAUCUGGUCACGUUAAAAAGGUGCACUACGGCAGUCACUCUGUGGCACAAAUUAACCAAGAUGCUCAGCUUGAAAAGGAAAUAUUCGAAUCUGUAAUUGAGAGAUACCAAGUUGACAAAGAGGCCGACGACAGUUUUAUAAAGGAACAAGAGAAUAAAACCAAGUUUACCGAAGCAGAGAACUAA
Paraglomus brasilianum is the source of this 834-nucleotide messenger RNA. The record is from the annotation of a GenBank genome assembly. Lineage: Eukaryota; Fungi; Glomeromycota; Glomeromycetes; Paraglomerales; Paraglomeraceae.